AUGGAUUUAAUAUUUCAUUCAUAUUCUCAAGUGCAAAUAUUAGAAAAACUUAUUAGUGUCCAAAAACGGUUAGAAAAUCUAUCGAUUGUUAAUCAUGGUCGGGAAACAUCAUCAAUUGGACAAUUUACUUCACUUCAAGAACUUUACAUUGAAGAUUGUGAUGGGUUAUUUAAAUUGGGUUGUUUAUAUUUUGCUUCAUCAUUUACUCUAAGUAGUUUUCGUCCAAGUUAUCGAUUUAUCGAGUAUCCUCAAGAAUUCAUUGUAAAAAUUCUCGUAACAGCCAAUACAAAUUUAAAAGAAAUUUGUCUUGAUUUUUAUCCCACUAUUUCAUCCGAUAUAUUUUCUGCCGUCUUAAAUAUGGUAAAGAGAUUUUCAUUUGGUAACGAAAAAGAAUCGGGUGAAAAUAAUUCAUUAUGUCAAAUGGCCGAAAAUAUGCCAAAUUCACUUGAAACUGUUGAAAUUAUAAUGUGCAUGUUUAGUGCUGAUAGUUUAAGAAAAUUUUUUGAAGGGUGGUGUUGUAAAGGAGGGGGAGGAAAUAAAAAUAUGAUUAUAAAAUGUCUGGAGUCACGAUCAUUAAAUUAUGAACAUUGGAGAGUUAUUGAAGAAUAUGGAGUUCAAUUUUAUAUAGAAUAUAUAGAAUAUUAA
This is a messenger RNA of Diversispora eburnea, 645 nucleotides long. NCBI's taxonomy places the organism in Eukaryota, Fungi, Glomeromycota, Glomeromycetes, Diversisporales, Diversisporaceae. The record is from the annotation of a GenBank genome assembly.